GCGGCAGAGUGCACGUGGUUGCAAGCCUCAUACUUGCUUUGUCCUCGACGUCCGCAGCACGAUGAACCCGACCCCUUCGGAACUCAAGAGCCUCUCGGAGGCCUGCACCAAGCUCUGGACCCUCGACGACAACCGUCUUGUGCCCAGCGACGACUAUGAGAUCAACCUCCAGCAGGGCAAGUCGCCGUACCAGCAAGGCGACAUGGCGCCCGACAACCUCUUCAAGUUUGUGGACCCCAAGGCGCUCCAGAAGAAGACGUUCAAGCUCUUUAUUGACCUCCUCGACAACUACGAGCGCGACACGGGCGUCGCCGAGACCGUGACCCGCCAAGAGCUGCGCGAGAACGAGCUCUUCAUCAACGCGAUCUGCGAGACACGCGUCAUGAAAUACGCGCUUGCGUGGCUCCAGGGCAACCGCAAGUUUAGCGGCAACAUGGACGCGUUCAAGCGCAAGCUCCACGAGAUGUGGUUCGGGCUCUACCGCCGUGAAGUCGCCAAUGACUCGUCCGGUUUUGAGCACGUCUUCAUCGGCGAGGUCAAAGACCAUCAAGUCACGGGUUUCCACAACUGGAUCCAAAUGUACCUUGAAGAGAAGGCCGGCCGCCUCGACUACCUCGGGUACAUCAAGCCCAAGCAGCGCGGUCGCUCGGUCAUGGAGCCGCACGAGUACGAGCAGCUCAUCACGCUCCAGUUCGCCUGGGAAAAGGAGGUCAAGCCUGUCUCGACGAGUUUGAUUGGCGUGAGCCCCGAGUUUGAGAUGGCGCUCUACACAAUGUGCUUCCUCAACGGCACGGAGCUCAACGAAGUCGACCUCGGCCCGUAUAAGGUCAUUGUCAAGUGCUUCUCGAUCGGUCGUGGCGAGCACGCUAAGAUUGGCUCGUCGUUCCCGGAAGCCUGCCCGUUGACGGAGGAGCAGGCCGCGUCCAAGAUCCAGGCCAUCAUCCGCGGCAAGGCGACGCGUGCCAAGGUCCCGCUGACGCCCGCGCCGCAGAACGGCACGUGGAAGCCGUCGGCCCCCUCUGGUGCGCCCGCAUGGGGUGCGCGUCCGGCCAGCAACCAAGCGUCCAACGACGUCCCGGCGGCGACUGGUGCGUGGGGUCAGCCCGCCGCGCAGGCGGCGCCGCAGCCGGCAGCCACGGGCGCGUGGGGUCAGCCUGCCGCUCGGCCCGCCGGCAACGCUUGGGGCACGCAGUCGCUCAACGACGCGCUGCCCAAGACGCAGCCGCGCCCUUAAGUCCACAGUCUUAGUUCAAAACGCACGUGUAAGAUUUUGUUUGCAUCAUCA
Messenger RNA from Saprolegnia diclina VS20, 1285 nucleotides. RefSeq lists its product as hypothetical. Lineage: Eukaryota; Oomycota; Saprolegniomycetes; Saprolegniales; Saprolegniaceae. Gene Ontology annotation, molecular function: protein binding; RNA endonuclease activity. The coding region runs from base 62 to 1234 and encodes 390 amino acids. The transcript has 6 exons. The record is from RefSeq and is a predicted model, not a curated record.